Messenger RNA from Paraphaeosphaeria sporulosa, 1826 nucleotides. RefSeq lists its product as uncharacterized. Lineage: Eukaryota; Fungi; Ascomycota; Dothideomycetes; Pleosporales; Didymosphaeriaceae. The coding region runs from base 134 to 1453 and encodes 439 amino acids. The transcript is spliced from 2 exons. The record is from RefSeq and is a predicted model, not a curated record.
CUCUGGAGAAUCAUUCUACUUAUACACCUCGUGCACCUCCGCAUGUUGGCUCCACCCAUUCCAAUCCCAACCGUACUGCAUUGCAUCUUUACCUUGACCUCGGAUUGUUCGUUGUCUGCUUGUCAUUCCUACCAUGGCACGGACUUGCGAAACCAGCCGAAGCCAUUCCAGUAGAAGUACCACGAUCAGCUCUCGACGCUCCGACGACACCGCGCCCACCGAAUAUAGCGCGCGACCGGCCGUGCCACGUACUGGGACGUGCCUCGGUCGUGUAGAAGGGCACUCUCGCGACUACUUCGCGACCGAAGGCACGAUCGACGGCCGCACCUCAGUCGAUACAUACGCCUCAACUUCCGAGGAGGACCUCGCCGACGACUUCGACCAUGUCCCUGAAUACCAUGUCCCGGAGUACACACACACACCGCUCCCAGUCGAUGCUAUCCCCACAACUCCUCGCGACUUUGCAGACCUCUUCCCAACAUCAAAGCGCAUAUCAAUCCGUCACGACGACUCUACGAUCGAUGGGAACAUGAAUCUGCGUGUGGAUACGCAAGUGGAGGAACAUAAUCGGAACAAACAAAACUACACUCUGUUUCAUCUGCGCAUGCACGACUUGCGCACUCGUGAAUUCUCUUUGCGGCGCUAUUGCAGAGAUUCCGGUCGUGAAGUCUGCCACUCCAUCAGGAAAUACCAGAAGCCGCCAUCAGAAAAGCGUCCCGUGUUGCAACGCGCUAGCACUGCCCUCGCGAGUUUUCGCCACAAGCCUGAUUCCCGGCCCUCCACGGCAGGAGGCCUUAAGCGUUCCGAUUCUGGUUACGAAUCCGUACAUGACGUGGAGGUAGACGAGCAUGAGUCACUACCACAGCCGACAGGCUAUGCCAAAGGGCGCGCACUGCUGCCUACCAAUACGCUCAAAUUAGAGUUCUCUAACUAUGCCCACAUCGAUGUCAAGCGCAGAGGAGCGCAUAGUGGCAAAAAGUACGCCUUCGAGUACUGGGGUUACAAUUAUUCGUGGAAACGGGUCGUCAAGCAGGAGAAUAGUCACGAGAGCGUUUCCUACUACCUGAUUCGUUCGGACAAUGAAUCGGAACCCUUGGCUCAUAUCAGUCCUGUCCGGCUGACGCACGAGCAAGCACGCGAAGAGGCAGCAAGAGGAGGCUGGAUUCCGCCUUGUUAUAUGCGCAUAACCGACGAGCAUAUACUGAAGUCGAACAGCGAUAUCUCUGAUGUUGUGGUUGCAACUGGCUUGAUGGCACUAGUUGACGACUGUAUAAAGCGACGUUUCCACCAAAAACAGUCCACUCAGUUACACAUCCCACUUAUCCGGAACAAAUUGCACCUCGACUACAUUGGCCCAAAGCGGCUAAUUGAUGAGAUGUUCAAUCGUACCAGCCGCAGCGGCCCGCCAAGUAGACAGCCAUCUGCGUUACGCCGACCCGCCACGCAAGCGUAGUCUUUCAGAUCGAGCCUCAAAUUGUAUUGUCGGGACUCAUUCCAUUGGAAUGGGGCCCUUAGCGGGUGCAUACAUUUCUUCGUACAUACUCCCUUUCUGCGCUCUGUUUUUUUUGUUUGUUUCAAUGUUGGGAACCGCAUGUGCAUCGGAACUUGGCGUCUAGCGUCUAGCGUUUGGGCACGCAUCGCGGUCACAGAAGUUGAAGUGCGCGCUGUUCUUGAUAUUAUCGUUGCUUUGGCUGGAUCAGAUCAAUGAUCGGAGGUUCUCACCAACAUCGCGAAAGGCGUGGACGUUUGCGAGUGUUUGGCAAUCGUCCCAGUUUGUAUACGAGCUUAUGACUCAUCAUGGUAAUGCAGAAUUCGAGCAGCACGCU